CGAACGCGAAGCCGAGUGAAGCCGAGCUGAGCGUCGCACAUCUGGUUCACCGAUAUAGCUUCACUGAUGAUCCCUCAGCCGGUGCGUCAGGUGCCCGAAGGCCAGUACACCGAGAAGAUCUACGGCCUCAUCCGGCAGCAAAAGUACGAUGACGUCAUCAAGAUCCUCUCGGCAGAGCUGCUCAACUUCCCCAACAGCCGGGCGGCCCUCUCGCUGCUGGCCUACUGCGCCUACCACAAGCAGGACUUCGACCUGGCGGCGCAGUACUACGCCCAGCUGUCGGGUUUGUUCCCUGAGGUCGACCAAUACAGAAUGUACCACGCACAGUCACUGCUCAAGGUGAGAAGAAAUACAAUCGAAGAAGGGCAUUGUUUGUCCCCCCUCAUGUGUGUUGUCUGUUGGGAUGUAGGCUGGUUUGCAUGACAACGCCUCGCAGGCGCUGAUGGCGUUGGAGUCGCCUCAGCUGGGCCACCAGGUGCUCUACCUGCAGGCCGUCAUCAAAUACGAACAGGUCCGCAGACACACACAGACACACAGAGGUGAGUGCCCCAAUGUCCGUGUGUGUAUGUGUGUGUGCAGGAGGAGUUGGGUCUUGCCAAGAGUCUGGUGGACCACACAGCGGCCCAGUCUGAGGGCGAGAGCGACCCCGAGUUGACGGUGUUGGCUGCGGCCAUCCUGUGGAAGGAAAAGAAAUACGAAGAGGCACGCAAGAUGUUCAGCGACGCUAUGAACACACUCGGGUAUCCACAUGAAGAUGGAUGGAUCAACACAUGAAGGGGGAGGGUGGGUGUUGUUCAUGGCUGUUGUGGUCUGUGUGUGUGCAGGUACCAGCCCGAGUUGGCCUACAACCUGGCUCUGUGUCACUAUUCCAUGAAGCAGUACGACCACGCCAGGAAGUUCUUAGCCGACAUCAUCGAAAGGGGUCAGUCAAACCACACACAAAUCCACACACAUACAUACUUAUGCCCCUCUCUCUCUGUGUGUGUGUCUUGUGUAUGUGUGUUGUGUGUGGCAGGUAUUCGUCACCACCCCGAGUUGGAGGUCGGCCGCAACAGGGAUGACGUGGAGGUCAGGUCGGUCGGCAACACCGCCGUCCUCAAAGAAACAUGUGUGGUGAGCCGCUCAAGACACCAUACCACCAGACGCACAACAUGCACACCACACACAAUGUAUGUGCAUCAGAUUGAGGCGCUCAACCUGACGGCGGCGAUAGAGUUCCUGGCGGGCAGUGGCGACAAGGCGCGGGAGGCGCUGCUGGACAUGCCGCCUAGGGCUGAGGAUGGUCGGUCACCAUUCACACCCACACACCCACACACACACACACACAUGCAUGCUGACACGUGUGGACUUCUGUGUGUAGAGUUGGAUCCCGUCAGUCUUCACAACCAGGCGUUGAUGAACAUGGACUCCAACCCCACAGGCGGGUUCAAGAAGCUCAACUUCCUCCUGCAGGUAUCCGGCCACACACGCGGCAGACGCACACACCUGAUCCAUCCGUCCAUUCUGGGUACGCACAUGGCCUCCCCUGUGUGUGUGCAGAAUCCCCCCUUCCCCCCAGAGACCUUUGUCAACCUCCUGCUGCUCUACUGCAAGUACGAUGAACCAACACGAGAUGAUGCGGCGGGCAGCGGACUGGACAGACAUGGCUGGUUGCAUGUCUGUUGGUCAGGCAUAGCUAUUUCGACCUCGCUGCCGACAUUCAAGUGAGCCACCAGAUGAACGACAGCAGGAAAUCAUCACGCACACAUACACAUCUCUCUCUAAUUGUGACCUCUUUAGGCUGAGAAUGCUCAUUUGACGUUCAAGUGUCUGGAGCAGGACGACUUCGACUUCCUCGACACGCUCAUACUCGUACGCAGCAGCCACCCACUCACCUUCCUGCGGCACGCCCGUGUGUGCGUGUGUCGCCCUCUCCAGGCCCAGACCGCCCCAGAGGAUGCGUACCGUCGCUUUGAUGAACUCGCCGCCAAACAUGUCGAGAACCUUCGUAAGAUCACCAAACUCCUCCAGGUCAGUCCGAUCGGUCCAGGGUGUGCGUGUAUUCGUUGCCCCAUUUGUGUGCUGUUGGUUGUGUGUCGGUGGUGUCAGGAUGCGCGUCGCAAUCGCGACAGCAGUGCGGUGAAGCAGCAGCUGGCUGACUUUGAGACGGCACUCAACAAAUACAUACCGGUGACAGACAUGAUGACACACACAGACACAGAGAGACGGUGUAUGUGGCAUACGCGUGUCUUCGUCAAUCAGGUGCUGAUGGGUCAGGCCAAGAUCUACUGGGACCUCGAGAACUACACUGCCGUCGAAAAGUACACACACACAUACGCGCGCGCACACGCAGAGAGAGGCAUUUGCCCCUCGCCACAGGCGCAUUGUUUUGUGUGUUGUGUGUCAAAUGCCUCCAAUUCUUGGUAGGUUGUUUCGGCAGUCGGCAGAGUUUUGCAACGACAGCGAGACCUGGAAACUCAAUGUGGCGCACGUCUUCUUCAUGCAGGUAGCUGCGCAUAUGCGCGCCGAGAGAAGCGGCCGGGCAGAUGCAUCAUGAUGUUCGUCUAUCUCCGUGUGUGUGUCAGGGUGACAAAUACAAGGAGUGCAUCCGCUACUACGAGCAGUUCGUCAAGAAACACGCCGGUGGGUGCAGUGACGCACUCAGACACAGAAGGGGACCGAGGGACCACACAGGCAUGUCUGUUGAUUGGUGUGUGGUUCUGGUGCAGACAACCUGCUGAAUGUGACGGCCAUUGUGUUGGCCAAUCUGUGUGUGGCGUACAUCAUGACAUCGCAAAACGAGGAGGCAGAGGAACUCAUGAGGUGAGGGUCCUGAACACCUGCCAGCCUGUCUACAGGAGUGCAUCUGACCUGAUGUAUUGUGUGUCGUUCAUAUGUGUGUGUGAGUGACAGGCAGAUAGAGAAGGAGGAGGAAAGGGUACAGCUGCAGGUGAACCGAGCAAAGCAGCUGCCUGACAGGCUACACAUUGUGUCGUGCUGUGUGUGCAGGACCCGAGCAGGCAGGUGUACCACCUGUGCAUCAUCAACCUGGUGAUCGGGACCCUCUACUGCGCCAAGGGCAACUAUGAGUUCGGCAUCUCGCGCAUCAUCAAGUCGCUGGAGCCCUACAACAAGAAACUAGGCGUUGACACAUGGUCACCACCCAACGGAGCCAGGCAACACGAACACACCUGUCGAUGAGAUGUGCUAUAUGCGUCCAUCCUUGUGGUGUCUCUGUGUGUCAUCUUGUGUCAGGUACUAUGCGAAGCGGUGCUUCCUGGCUCUCCUCGAGACUCUGGCCAAACACAUGAUCAUGCUCAGGGUGGCAAGAUGGACACACACUCGUACCGCAUCGCCACAGUGUGGCUAUAUGUAUUGUCUCGUUGGUCGUCAGGAUCAGAGUUUCCACGACAUCCUGACCUUCCUGGACGCCGCCGACCAGCACGGCGCCGACAUACUCACCACCAUCAAACCAUCCGACGCCGCGGUGAGUGAGAUUCUGCACCCACAUAGUGGCGAUAACUUCAAUGCGAUGACAUCGAGGGCGUGUCUGUCUGUCUGUCUGGGUGGGUGGGUGGGUGUCUGUCUGUCUGAUGGCUCAGGAGGGCGGCCUGCGUCGCGUGCCGACGGUGUCAUAUGAGGCGAGGCGGCUCAAGCAACUCGUGCUCAAGCUGCGUGACUGACUGGCCUGACGAUCGACCGUUGCAUAUCCUUCCACUCGUCCGCAUCUAAUGGCCCGCACUGUUGUA
Molecule: messenger RNA, 3728 nt
Organism: Vitrella brassicaformis
Lineage: Eukaryota; Vitrellaceae
Source: the annotation of a GenBank genome assembly